AUGACGAUUCAUGAGCGUGUCCGCGAGGCUGGAGACGCCAAGGCUCGCGAGGUGGGCCAUAAGGCCCCCUCUGUCGACGCGGACACCACCUCGGGCGGUGUGGACAAGGCCGCCAUGUACGCGCGGCUGCUGGACCCCAGCAGCGACUGGCCGGAACCCGCACUCAAGGGGGAGCACCUCAAGCAGGUCAUGGACAGACUCUCUCCCCCCACGGCCACCUCCACACCGCCCGAGACGAGGGAGGCGGCUUCGCUGACAAGGAACUCUGAGCGACACAUUCGUAGCGCUCUGUGCUGUACGGCACAUGCGUGCGACAUACACGCGUACGAGUGA
Molecule: messenger RNA, 333 nt
Organism: Volvox carteri f. nagariensis
Lineage: Eukaryota; Viridiplantae; Chlorophyta; Chlorophyceae; Chlamydomonadales; Volvocaceae
Exons: 3
Coding region: 1-333 (110 amino acids)
Source: RefSeq, a predicted model, not a curated record